Messenger RNA from Dicrocoelium dendriticum, 258 nucleotides. NCBI's taxonomy places the organism in Eukaryota, Metazoa, Platyhelminthes, Trematoda, Plagiorchiida, Dicrocoeliidae. The record is from the annotation of a GenBank genome assembly.
AUGCGUCAAACCUCAGUGUGCAAAGGAGAAAAUCGUGGUUGGUGGGACAUGCUGCGUCAACAACCAAGUGAAUCAGACCGCACGGGGACUGAUCACGGAGAGUGGAAAAACAUUAAUCGUUGGAUCUCUGCGCUCGUCUACAUGAUCGGCCUAGAAGCACAAGAACUAUGCUACACAGGUCUGCCCGUUGGCGCCACAAAUUCACAACCCGCACAGAGUGGACCGGCUAUUUCAACAUCAAUUGGAAAUGGUGAGUAA